Molecule: messenger RNA, 763 nt
Organism: Drosophila rhopaloa
Lineage: Eukaryota; Metazoa; Arthropoda; Insecta; Diptera; Drosophilidae
Exons: 1
Coding region: 58-669 (203 amino acids)
Source: RefSeq, a predicted model, not a curated record
UACAAGCAACAAACAACCUCCCAUAAAAAAUAAAAAUACAAACAUACGACAAAAAUAAUGAAUACGAAUAUCCUUAGUUCCACUGGAAGAGGGUUGGGUCUCCCGACCAGAAAUGUCAGUGCAGAAGAUGGAAAGUCCAACAAACUCGGAAUUCUGAGCAACAAGAAGAAGGUUAGGCCCAUCAAUCGGUUUCGAUAUCACAUCGGCUUUCACAGGAACCGGGCCGAUGACAAUGAGCGGACAUCAUGUAAUCGCGAUUAUGGCUUACUAAGGGCCAACACCGCGAGUACACCGUUCCCGCGAAAGUUAAAGGCCAUAGAUGAGGUGGCCUUGUCGGCCAAGUUGGAGGCGACUAAAGUUGAAUUAUCGGGGAGCAGCAGCACAUCCUUGAAGCCCUCCAUCAAAGAGCACUUCGCAGAGCCUGCGAAAGCCCCGCAUCCGCCUUAUCUUACCUUCGAGAUGCGACGAAAGAUGUUCGACGAGGCGGAGUUCACCAUCUGUAAGGGGCGCAAGAUGAGCGAUGUCUUCCAUCCAACACAAGUCACAGAUCGAAACGAUAUUUCUCAACCGAAGGAAGAUGGCAUGAAAACCCCCUAUACCUACUUCACAGAACUGAAGGCCUUCUGCCGGGACAACAACAUUAAACUUUCUGAGGGAUUCGAUCGUUAGCAACUGCGUGGUUGCGGGUUCUCCAUUGUUGUCACCGAAUUUAGAGCGGGAAUAAAAUGCAGGAAUCGGGAUUCCCAGCUCCUCCGCUCCACAA